AUGCGGCUACAGGCGGCGCUUCUUCUGCUCGCCUCGUGCGUGCCCUCGACGUGGGCCAUCUACCCCGACGAGGUCAACCAUAUCGAUUUCCACCAUGCUUUACUCGGCGCCCCCUCGUCCCAAUCGACCUUCUUCCUCAAACCCUCUACCUCCUCCAAUGCUUCGCUUCUCUAUACCCUGUCGGAAAAGUCGCUCCUCGGUGCUGUAAACCCCCGCGAUGGCUCCGUGGUCUGGCGACAGAAUGUCUCGCGAGCCUCGGGACCGGCCGACCACGGCGCUGCCCCGAUCCUACGUGCGUCUGACGGUUCCAACGCCUUGGUCAGCGCCGUGGGUGACUACCUUUCGUCGUGGAGUGCGCUGGAUGGAAAACUGAUCUGGGAGAACUCGUUUGACCAUGAACCCCUGGCCGAUCUGGAGCUGUUGGAGCUGCAGGAUGCCAGUGCCGCGGAGUCCGCCGCCAAAGACACGAUUGCGCUGUUUGCCGGAAAGUCUGGAGUGGUUAGGAGACUGGAUGGAGACUCUGGAGAAGUGAAGUGGGAGUACAAGGAUGAAAGUGGUGACCUUCCCUUCCAAGUCUCUUCCUCCGCUACCGAGAUCUUCUACAUUUCGUUGCAAUCGGCCCUGCUGAAGGGUUCCAAGAUCAAGAUCACUUCGCUGGACCCAUUGUCCGGUCGCCAGAAGCACCAGGUGACGCUGAACUCGGAGGGCGAUGUGACCGGGCCGGAAGCUGUCCUCUUCGUGGGCGCUAACACCGCCGCUCCGUUGAUUGUCUGGACUGAUAAGGCAAGCAAGGUGUUGAAGGUCAACGUGAUUGGAUCCAAGUCGGUCAGCUCGCUGAACAUCGAUAACACCAGCGGCGAGGAAAUCCGGUCGGCUACCGUCCAUGCUCCCAAUAAACUCAACUCGCUCCCGCAUUUCCUGGUGCACUACCAGACGGACUCUAGCUCCUGGGCUGAGGUUUACCACGUGGACCUGAAAUCGGGCGCCGUUUCCAAAGCGUACAAUCUCCCUCGUCUGCCUGGAUGGUCUGUUUUCGCGACCAGCAACAAGGAUGCGAAUGUUUAUUUCACCCGCAUCACGCCCACCGAGGCUUCCGUUGUUUCGUCGGCUUCCCAUGGUAUCCUGGGGAGAUGGCCCUUGCAGUCGCGGCCCACCGAACGAGCUGUUUACGCCGCUUCCGAGGUGGUUGCCAAAGGUGACUCCGUGGCUGUCCGGUCGGCGGCCGUUUUGGCGUCGGGCGAUUGGGAGCUGAUCCGCAAUGGCCAGACCGAGUGGACCAGAUACGAAGCUUUGUUCGGUGCCUUGGCUGCCCAGUGGGCUGAAACGGACGAACAGGAGGAUCUGGCCCAUCAGCUCGAAGUCGAGGGCCACGAGAGCCUCUACGGAGCAUACGUGCAUCGGGUCAAGCGCCACGCGAAGGACCUUCAGCAUCUCCCCGACUGGCUGAGGGAGUUGCCUAAGCGCGUUCUCACCAGUUUCUUGACUGACGAGGUUUCGAAUCUCGAUGGAUUCGGACUCUCGAAGCCCGUCAUUGUUGCUACUGAGAAUGGACGAGUCUAUGCCCUCGACACCGGCAAGCACGGCUCUGUUUCUUGGAGCGUGAAGGCUACCGAUGCGGAUUCGUGGAACGUCAAGGCAAUCGUCACCCAGCCCGGCUAUGCUACCGUGUACGCCGACGACGGUAGCUCAGUCAAGCUGAAUGUUACCUCCGGCGGCAUCAUCGACCGCUCACCCGCUAGCACCAAGAUUCGCUCCAUUGCUAUCGUCAGUGACGAGGUGGCUCCGCUCACCAUUGGUAUCCAGGAGAACGGCGCACCUGUUAGAUCGGUGGACCGCCCUGGCUUCUUCGUGACCCUGAGCGAUGACGAUCGAGUUCUUGGAUGGAGCACCAAGGAUAACAAGAACCCCAUCUGGGAAUUCUUGCCUGCCGCCGGCCAAAAGAUUGUCCACGCAACCGCCCGGCCUGCUCAUGACCCCGUCGCCUCGAUUGGCAAGGUCCUGGGUAACCGAUCAGUUCUCUACAAGUACCUGAACCCCAAUCUGGCCCUCAUCACGGCCGUGGGCAAGAGCUCCGCCAGCUUCUACCUGCUGGAAGCCAUCACCGGCAGGAUUCUGUACACCACCACCCAAGACGCUGUCGACACUACUCAGCCCAUCGCCUCGGCCAUCUCCGAGAACUGGUUCGCCUACUCCUUCUGGGGCGACGUCUCCGACGCCUCCGACGCCAAGGGCUACCAGCUCGUCGUGUCGGAACUCUACGAGUCACCCAUCCCCAACGACCGUGGUGAUCUCGGCUCCGCAUCCAACUACACCAGCACCGCCCUCCCCCUUCCCCACGUCAUCUCGCAAGCCUUCGUCAUCCCAGAACCUAUUUCCCACAUGGCCGUCACCCAAACCCGCCAGGGCAUCACCACCCGGCAGCUCCUCUGCACCCUCCCCGCCACCAACUCCCUCAUCGGCAUCCCCCGUCCGGUCCUAGACCCCCGCCGCCCCGUAGGCCGCGACCCGACCGCCGUCGAAGCCGAAGAAGGCCUCUUCAAAUACAACCCCUUCCUCGAGUUCGACGGCAAAUGGUACCUGUCGCACUCGCGCGACGUGGCCGGUCUCACGACCGUGCUGUCCAAACCCACCCUGCUUGAAAGUACGAGCCUGAUCUUCGCGUUUGGCGGCGACAUCUACGGCACGCGCGCCACGCCUAGCCAGGCCUUCGACGUGCUCGGGAAGAGCUUCUCCAAGGCGCAGCUCCUCUUGACUAUUGUGGCGUUGAGUAUAGGAGUGGUUAUCCUGUCGCCGAUGGUCCGAUCAAAACAAAUCAACCAGCUCUGGAAGGCCGGUUAA
Messenger RNA from Aspergillus melleus, 2838 nucleotides. RefSeq lists its product as uncharacterized. NCBI's taxonomy places the organism in Eukaryota, Fungi, Ascomycota, Eurotiomycetes, Eurotiales, Aspergillaceae. Gene Ontology annotation, cellular component: EMC complex. The coding region runs from base 1 to 2838 and encodes 945 amino acids. Gene Ontology annotation, biological process: protein folding in endoplasmic reticulum. Gene Ontology annotation, molecular function: protein binding. The transcript has 3 exons. The record is from RefSeq and is a predicted model, not a curated record.